AUGUGAUACCCUCAAGUUGUGAUCCCAAAAUGUUUACAUUUCAUUUCAUACAGGAAUUAAUAAAGCACUGAAUCAGUGCAUGCACAGACAAGCUUGCACUUAAUUAACUUCAUCAAGGUGUGUAGGAAACUUUGACUUUGAAAAAUGCAGAAAUUCCAUUGUUUCAAAACUUAAAAGCAUUCAUAAGAUUUGUUUUUGCUUUUACUAUGUCCGCUUCACCAAACUGUUCUACAAAGAUAGUUUUUUUUACAGGAGGAAGAAAGUUUUGGUUUAAUAUUAACAAAAGCAAGUAAAUGAUACUGGUGAAUAUUUCAGCUACUGAUUCCAAGGGCUAUUUUUUCCUACUUGCAAAAGAGAAAAUGAAUUAAUGUUUCUGUUCACUUAAAAACAUUUAUGUUAAAAAUAUUCACUGAGAAAUAGUGAUUUGGACUUCACUUCAGAAACUAACAAAGAACUUGAAACAAUGAAUCGUGAAUUUGAGCAGCUGUGAACAGAAAUAGUGGAUACUUCAGGAAGAGUGGCCACAGAUGUCUUCAACUCCAAAAGUCUGGCCAUUCAGGCCCAGAAGAAGAUCCUUGGAAAAAUGGUGUCCAAAUCAAUAGCAACUACUUUGAUCGAUGAUACAAGCAGUGAUGUUUUAGAUGAGCUCUAUAGAGUGACAAAGGAAUAUACACAAAAUAAAAAGGAAGCAGAGAAAAUCAUCAAAAACCUCAUUAAAAUAGUCCUCAAAUUGGCAAUUCUCUACAGGAACAACCAAUUUAAUCAGGAUGAAAUAGCGUUGAUGGAGAAAUUCAAGAAGAAAGUUCAUCAGCUGGCUAAGACCGUGGUCAGUUUCCAUCAGGUGGAUUAUACCUUUGACAGGAAUUUUUUGUCCAAACUGUUAAAUGAUUGUAGAGAGCUACUUCAUGAAAUCAUUCAGCGUCACCUAACUGCAAAGUCACAUGGACGUGUCAACAAUGUGUUUGAUCACUUCUCUGAUUGUGAAUUUUUGGCUGCCUUGUACAAUCCCUUUGGACCUUAUAAACUCCAUUUGCAGAAGCUUUGUGAUGGUGUCAACAAAAUGCUAGAUGAGGGGAACAUAUAGGUACUUGUAUUAAUGUUGACUGCCUAUGCGUUACUUGUAGAUGAAACACUGUUGAUUUAUGAAGGAAUAAGGGAGCAUGCAAAAAUGUUUUUUUACAUUUUGACAAUUAUUUCUAAAAUAUCUUUAUUAAAUUGAUUCCUUGUUAUGAGCUAUCUGUUGCUAUUCAUAGUCCAUCUGGAAGAAAGACUGCACAUGACUUUUUUUACUGUCCUUUGCCUAUGGAAACAGCUGGAUAAAGACAAUAAAAGAGAAAGCUCCAAGUAGAGUAAGAGUCUUGCAAGAUAGAUAUACAAAACAAAACAAUAUGCUGUCAGACAAUCCACAUCUUCCAUAGAUUUACAAAAUUAUUUCUAAACUAUCAGAGUCCAGUAAUGUCGGUAACAGACUAUCAUGGUGAUGGUACACUCUAUAAUUUCUCUGACUUAUUUGUAAAAUAGAUAUAUUUGAUUCAUUUAUAGUCUUUUAUGCUCUCUGCACAGAUCACAGCUUCCUAAUGUUGCCCUUAUGAAGCAUUCAGUUUCAAAUAAUAUCAGUGAUGCUGUCAUGUAGAGUCUUAACAGGCUUGUUCAUCUCCAGCUCAGUGGUGAAAUCUUCCUGUCUGCAAGGCUACCAAGUAUAGAUCCUUAUAGACCUGCACAGAUGCUUGCUUCCUUUGAUUAAAUGGGGAUUAUUUGAGGAAUAAGCUACAGUAAAAUAGCCUAACUGGGGAAGAGUAUUCCCUAGAAACCACCUGCGGUACAUAAUUUUAACUCUACCUAUGGUAAGGUAAAACACAGUGACUUACCUGUGCAAUUCCUUAAGAUAUUUAGAAUCCUGCUAAUAAGUCACAAUACUUUCUGAAAAGGUGUGAGGCAGUAUAUUUUAUACACUAGGCUGAUGUGUAUGAUGAUGUGAAUUCAGAAAGCUUGAUCUGCUGAAAAUAAAUUCCAAGCCAAUUUGCUUUGUGUACAAUGAAACUAGAAACAGCAAUUAGUUGUAUUGUGUUAUAUACUAUUUAACUAAUGAAAAAAUGGAAUGUUGGAUAAAUUUUGUUUCUUCUUCUUUUUUCCCCUCUUAUUUUCAUCCAUCUUUUUCUCUCUCAUAUUCUACCUGUCUUGCCCUUGGGGGAUAAAAAAAUGUGACUUUCUAGACACUGUAAUGUACUUAAAAGCAUGAAGUUAAUACAUUUCAAACACCAGAAGCAUUUUUGUUAGGAAGCUUAUAAAGAAUUUGCUGUUUAUUUAAUUGCCAGUGUUUUUGCUGUUUGCUGUGUCCUUUUGUUGUAACAAGUAAACCAAAGAAUAUUUGCACUCUGAA
Molecule: messenger RNA, 2380 nt
Organism: Harpia harpyja (harpy eagle)
Lineage: Eukaryota; Metazoa; Chordata; Aves; Accipitriformes; Accipitridae
Gene: TNFAIP8
Product: TNF alpha induced protein 8
Exons: 2
Coding region: 584-1084 (166 amino acids)
Biological process (GO): regulation of apoptotic process
Cellular component (GO): cytoplasm
Molecular function (GO): cysteine-type endopeptidase inhibitor activity involved in apoptotic process
Source: RefSeq, a predicted model, not a curated record